Molecule: messenger RNA, 1624 nt
Organism: Cercocebus atys (sooty mangabey)
Lineage: Eukaryota; Metazoa; Chordata; Mammalia; Primates; Cercopithecidae
Gene: ANXA3
Product: annexin A3
Exons: 14
Coding region: 247-1266 (339 amino acids)
Cellular component (GO): cytoplasm
Molecular function (GO): calcium-dependent phospholipid binding; calcium ion binding; phospholipase inhibitor activity
Source: RefSeq, a predicted model, not a curated record
GGGAUGGAGCCCGGCGGCAGCAGGGCGCGGCUUCCCUUUCCCGGGGCCUGGGGCCGCAAUCAGGUGGAGUCGAGAGGCCGGAGGAGGGGCAGGAGGAAGGGGUGCGGUCGCGAUCCAGGCCCGGAGCCAGCGAGGAGCAUCAGCGCCCGGGGCGAACACCUUCGCUCGCAGUCACCCUCACACCAGUUUCCAGCCGCCGCGCUUCGGGAUUAGUGUGAUCUCAGCUCAAGGCAAAGGUGGGAUAUCAUGGCAUCUAUCUGGGUUGGACACCGAGGAACAAUAAGAGAUUAUCCAGACUUCAGCCCAUCAGUGGAUGCUGAAGCUAUUCGGAAAGCAAUCAGAGGAAUUGGCACCGAUGAGAAAAUGCUCAUCAGCAUUCUGACUGAGAGGUCAAAUGCACAGCGGCAGCUGAUUGUUAAGGAAUAUCAGGCAGCAUAUGGAAAGGAGCUGAAAGAUGACUUGAAGGGUGAUCUCUCUGGCCAUUUUGAACAUCUCAUGGUGGCCCUAGUGACUCCACCAGCAGUCUUUGAUGCAAAGCAGCUAAAGAAAUCCAUGAAGGGUGCUGGAACAAAUGAAGAUGCCUUGACUGAAAUCUUAACUACCAGGACAAGCAGGCAAAUGAAGGAGAUCUCUCAAGCCUAUUAUACAGUAUACAAGAAGAGUCUUGGAGAUGACAUUAGUUCGGAAACAUCUGGUGACUUCCGGAAAGCUCUGUUGACUUUGGCAGAUGGCAGAAGAGAUGAAAGUCUGAAAGUGGAUGAGCAUCUGGCCAAAAAAGAUGCCCAGAUUCUCUAUAAAGCUGGUGAGAACAGAUGGGGCACGGAUGAAGACAAAUUCACUGAGAUCCUGUGUUUAAGGAGCUUUCCUCAACUAAAACUAACAUUUGAUGAAUACAGAAAUAUCAGCCAAAAGGACAUUGUGGACAGCAUAAAAGGAGAAUUAUCUGGGCAUUUUGAAGACUUACUGUUGGCCAUAGUGCAUUGUGUGAGGAACACGCCGGCCUUUUUAGCAGAAAGACUGCAUCGAGCUUUGAAGGGUGCUGGAACUGAUGAGUUUACUCUGAACCGAAUAAUGGUGUCCAGAUCAGAAAUUGACCUUUUGGACAUUCGAAUAGAGUUCAAGAAGCAUUAUGGCUAUUCCCUGUAUUCAGCAAUUAAAACAUUUCUUUGUCCAUUGACACCUUUCUCAGGGGGUGACUGGUGGAAAGGAGAAGACAAGGAAGAACAGAGUCGGAUACUUCUGGAGACUAUGAAAUCACACUCUUAAAAAUCUGUGGUGGAGAUGACUGAACCAAGAAGAUAAUCUCCAAAGGUCCACGAUGGGCUUUCCCAACAGCUCCACCUUACUUCUUUCUCAUACUAUUUAAGAGAACAAGCAAAUGUAAACAGUAACCUGUGUUCCUAACAGGAAUUCUCAUUGUUCUAUAACAACAACAAAAACGAUUAUUAUUUUAGAGCAUCUCAUUUAUAAUGUAGUGGGUCAUAAAUGAAAUUUAAAAUGGCAUUAAGGAUCUGCAAAUACUAUCCAACUUAUAUUUCUGCUUACAAAGUAAGAAUCUUUUUAUAGUUCUAAUCCAUUAAAUAUAAAGCAAGAUAAUAAAAAUUGUUGCUUUUGUUAAAAGUAA